UUACUAUCUAACCAUUAAGCAAAGUUGGUCGCCAAAGUCCUUGGAAGUUGGAACAAGACAAAACAAAACAACACAAAAAUCAGACCAAACAAAAGACCAUGGCUUCGCCACAGGGUCGGAGCCCCGAGCUGAGGAAGGACUCGGUGACGAAGCGGUGGGUCAUUUUCUCGCCCGCCAGGGCCAAGAGACCCUCCGAUUUCAAGGCAAAAUCACCCACCACCCAAAGCAAACAGCAGCAGGAGUGCCCCUUCUGCCUCGGCCACGAGCACGAGUGCGCCCCGGAGAUCUUCCGGGUCCCGUCGAGCUCCGGCCCGGCCUGGAAGAUCCGGGUCAUCGAGAAUCUUUACCCGGCUCUCAGCCGCACUCUCGAUGGCCCCUUUGCCCAAAACCAUAACCCUAACGCUAGCGGUAGUGGUGAUCAAGUUUUGGGAGGGUUUGGGUUUCACGACGUGGUAAUUGAGAACCCGGUUCACUCGGUUCAACUUUCGGAUCAGUCGCCUCAGGAGCUCGGUGAGGUUCUUCUUGUCUACAAGAAGCGGAUCCAGCAGCUUGCCACCUACGAUUCCAUCAAAUACGUGCAGGUGUUUAAAAACCAUGGUGUUUCAGCUGGGGCGUCUAUGAGCCACUCUCACAGUCAGAUCUUGGCUCUUCCAGUUGUUCCUCCCACUGUUUCUGCCCGACUUGACAGUGCGAAGGAGUUUUUCCAUGAGACUGGGAAAUGCAGUAUUUGUGAAGUACGAGUGGAGGGCCUCUUGAUUGAUGAAUCUUCCCAUUUUAUUUCCGUUGUUCCUUUUGCUGCUUCGUUUCCUUUCGAGAUAUGGAUUAUUCCCCGUCAUCACUCCUCUCAUUUUCAUGAACUGGAUGGUGCAAAGGCAGUUGACCUUGGUAGUUUACUGAAACUCAUGCUCAGGAAGAUGUCAUUUCAGUUGAACGAUCCACCAUUCAAUUUUAUGAUUCACACUUCACCACUUCAGGUUCCCGAUUCGCAGCUACCUUACAUUCAUUGGUUUUUACAGAUAGUUCCUCAACUAGCCGGGGUAGGGGGGUUUGAAAUAGGAAGUGGGUGUUAUAUAAAUCCUGUAUUUCCAGAGGAUGCUGCCAAAGUUCUGAGGGAAGUACAUAUUCCAGAAUAGGGAAGUAGCACAAUAACAAUAGCCAGUUAUUAAAAAUAAUUUAAUGGGAGAAGAGUCUUAUUCUGUCUGAGGGAGUCUGCCAUUGAUUUUGUAUCAAUGGCCCCAUUUGUUUUUGUUAUCUCAUGUUAUCCCAUGUCUUGGGCCUUCUCAUAUGACUUUAUAGUCCAAUGCAUAUGUAAAGAACUAUAUAGCUACAAUUCAGACCCUGACAGAAAGUCUGGGAACUGGUGUCUUGAAUGAUAAUGAUAAUUUCAAUGUUUUAUAUGA
Molecule: messenger RNA, 1400 nt
Organism: Alnus glutinosa
Lineage: Eukaryota; Viridiplantae; Streptophyta; Magnoliopsida; Fagales; Betulaceae
Product: ADP-glucose phosphorylase
Exons: 3
Coding region: 99-1133 (344 amino acids)
Biological process (GO): beta-D-galactose catabolic process via UDP-galactose, Leloir pathway
Molecular function (GO): zinc ion binding; UDP-glucose:hexose-1-phosphate uridylyltransferase activity
Source: RefSeq, a predicted model, not a curated record